AUGCAUUCCUUGAAGAACAUUAUGAUGGUAGUGGUGGAGUCUAUGAUUAAUAAAUUUGAAGAAGAUGAGAUACGAAGUCAGGAGAGGCAGAGAAAAAUUCAACAGGAGAAAAGCAAUAGUUACUGCACAGAUAACUGCUCUGAUAGUGAUUCGCCAGUCAAUCAGAGUUACAAAUUUUGUCAAGGAAAAUUACAAUUGAUUUUAGAUGAAUUGGAUCCUGGGCAUCCUAAAGAGGUGAGAUAUGAAGCCUUACAAGCAUUAUGUUCAGCUCCUCCAUCUGAUGUCCUGAACUGUGAGAACUGGACUACUCUCUGUGAAAAACUGUCUGUGUCUUUUUCAGAUCCUGAUCCUGUGUUUAGUGACCGGAUUUUAAAAUUCUAUGCACAGAUAUUUACACUUUCGCCAUUACAUAUGACCAAGGAAAUUUAUUCAAGCUUAGCUAAAUACUUGGAGUUAUACUUUCUUUCUAGAGAAAAUCAUAUUCCUACUCUCUCAACUGGUAUAGAUGUAACUAAUCCCAAUGUGAACUGCUUACUUAAAAAGGUCCGUCUUCUAAAUGACUAUCAGAAAGAAGCUCCGUCUUUCUGGAUUCGACACCCAGAAAAGUAUAUGGAGGAAAUUGUGGAGAGCACUUUGUCCUUAUUAUCAGUUAAACAUGAUCAAAGCCAUCUUGGCUCUCAAAAGAUUUUGGAUCCAAUGUACUUUUUUGCAUUAAUUGAUACUAAGGCUGUAUGGUUCAAAAAGUGGAUGCACGCAUAUUAUAGCAGAGCUGUAGUACUAAGACUUCUUGAAAAGAAAUAUAAGUCUCUGAUAGCGACAGCAGUUCAGCAGUGUGUUCAGUACUUGGAAUUGUGUGAGGCCAUGAAAGCUGAUGAUAUUUUGGGACAUUCAAAACAUUGUGGGAAUGUACAGAAAACUUUCUACUACUCAGGACAAGAAUUACAGUAUAUUUAUUUUAUUCACUCACUGUGCCUUUUAGGAAGAUUAUUGAUAUAUACACAAGGCAGAAAAUUAUUUCCUAUAAAGAUGAAGAAUAGAAAGAAUUCAGUAUCCCUCACAGAUUUGCUGGUUCUGUUUAUACAACUUAUCUGUUAUUCACCAUGUUGUCCAAAGAUGAUAUCAGCUACACACUCAG
This is a messenger RNA of Castor canadensis (American beaver), 1135 nucleotides long. Lineage: Eukaryota; Metazoa; Chordata; Mammalia; Rodentia; Castoridae. The record is from RefSeq and is a predicted model, not a curated record.